Messenger RNA from Mycena citricolor, 3699 nucleotides. The record is from the annotation of a GenBank genome assembly. NCBI's taxonomy places the organism in Eukaryota, Fungi, Basidiomycota, Agaricomycetes, Agaricales, Mycenaceae.
AGGACGUCUAAAUAUUCAAUUCCAUUGAAAUUCGACUAAUCCAUGUCAAAAUAUCGGGGAUCGACUAGCACAGAUAGCGUUGAAUGUGCCGGCAGCGGUCUACAGAGGGUGGCUGUGCUUUGAAGUGCCGCAGAGAUGCCACAUGUGUCACACUGGAGUGCCGCAGACUUGUUUGUAGUGCCGCAAGAGGUCCCGCCUAAGUGCCGCAGUGUGCCGUGGAGUCUGCGGCACACUGUUCUGGAGUGCCGCAGGAAUGAGAUCUCCAUUGCUGCCGCCGACGACAAUGGCGUCUGGAAUAGUCCCGCUGCCUGCGCGGAUCAUUCCCAGGUCCAUCAACGUCUCAGCCGACGUGUUGAUCGUCGUUGAUGUCGUCGAGAUCAAUCAUGUGGAGUAUUCGGAGUGCCGCAGGGGUACCGUGGCAGUGCUCCUGCAGCACUUUCAAUGAGCCCUAUCACCUUAGGUUUUAAAAGCCUCUUUGUAGUCUAGGAGCUACAUACUGAGUGCGCAUUUCAAAAACAAGCCACAAAGGCAGGAGAUUCCCUGAAAAUGGCGCGAAUUGGCAGGCUCGAGCGCGCCGCCAUCAACGACGAGCACGCUUAUGACGUCGGGAACGGUCAUCGGAGGCUUCGAGUAAGCAUAUUCACGUCCUCGAGUCACGGAGUGCCAGGACCCCAGCACAUCCGAUCGAUCCAUCGGUCGAAAUAGACCAUGUCCUUUGUCGUCGACCGUAGACGGCAAACUGGCCUUGUUUCACAACCAUCGCUGUGCUUGUUCUUGUCUGCCGCACUUGCUAGAGCAGAUCUGUCGCUUUGUGGAAACAUAGUGUCUCGUGACGACCCAUUCGGAUGUAUCUGUGUCACAUGCGCUUUUCAAUUGACUGUGCCCUCCAUGCUCCAUUCAGCCAGCCAACUAGCGCCUACAUACGAGAUGGAUCGUGCGAGAAACAUGCGAGCAACAUGCGAGCGCAGAGCAUCGCGACGACAUCCUACAUGAUCAAGCACCUGAUCAUUUCCAGGUUCUAGGCGAGUCUUCGCUUGGCGCUUCCGCAGACGAAUUACCCUCUUCUCGGAUUCGGAACAUUCCGACCUCGCGUGCCACAUUCCGAAUUCUGGAUCCGCUUUAGAUGCGCCCGGCUACCGAUCGACCACCGCCGUCCAAGCCCGAGUCGUAGUCAUGCUUGUCCCUGAAAGGACAUCGUCCAUGUCAGUCUGAUGGCGUUGGAUUUCAGAACGCGCUCCUGCGCCAGUGGCCGUCCCAAGCCGUGCAAAAUCUAACAGGAUGAUGUCAGACCCGAUUCAUUCCAGAAUAACUCGUUCUUUGUAUAGCAUACCAUGUCACUAGCUCGCAUUUCCAUCUGGAUCACCACACCGCGUGGCCUCUGCCUCAUUUUCAGCCACUUUGGAGUCUGGUGCACAUUCGAAUCCGGCCAGCAUGAGAAUCUGUGAGAUGGCCGGCCGCCGUCCCCGCCGUCGCGAGCGACGUUUCAAAGUUAAUCCGCGGCUUCCAAUCUCCUGUGCAGGCUUGAGUGCCCCCAGUGUGCCUUUGAGAACACCGACGGGGAAGACUGCAGAGAACUGAGCCGCCCUCAAUACUGGGCGGCACUUUUCGGCACUAUCUUGUAUCCGAGGGCGCAAAAGCGAAACGAGGAAUUUCUACGUGCUCAAAAAUCAAGCACGCGCGAGCCAGACAUAUGACAUCCCUGGACAUGUGCCGUCAAACUUUCGCAGUCCUGCUCGCAAGUGCAUAUAGGUUCCAGGCUGCGGUUACGUAAAUAAGAACUACGUGAUGACAUAUCAUUGCACAGCAUCCACAAACACCCAUCACUUCAGUUCCAAUACUUGCCAUGGCGGCUCGGGUUGCGAAAUCCGCCGAAUCCACUCUCUACCACUUGUCCCCAAAGGGAUUUUGGAAGAAAUUCCGCGACGUUGUUGCCGUUGACCCCGAGAUCUCCAGCGGGCUGCCUCUACCUGACGUCCAUCGUUUCCCUCCUCCCGCCUCCCGACCGGAAAAGUACUCAACUCCGGCGACCAAGGCCUCCGACCCAGCACAAAAUCCGUACUGGAAACGCGAUGUGCGCCGGCAAUAUCCUCAACUUUCGGUGGUGACCCAGUCCGAACUGUCUGCUCUGCUUAUCGAGCACUCCGCGGCCAAAUCAGUGGCUGCCCCGACGGAGGAGAACAAGGGUGUCCCUGCUGAAUCGAAACCAGUCGACCUUUCCGUAGCCAUCGCGUCCAUUGCCAAGGAUAUCAAGGUCUUCUCCACGUCGAACUUGCCUCCGACUUUACCCACCUCUCGCAAGCGCUGGCAUUACGAGGUUGCGCCGAACGCCCCGCACGAUCCUCAUGGUUACUUCCCCAUGUCGCUUUAUAAAUAGACACUACGUAGAAAGUCGAAAUGCAUCUAGUUGCGGGAACCCUGUAGCGACCUCAGUCGACAUACUGUAUACAUUUCGGCGUGUGUACUGUGUCAUGAUUGGCACACUUGACUCAAACCACUAACUUGAUUCAGUCAUUCAUGUCGUCUGUACCACCACCCGCCGCCUCAGGCUCAUCUGAGCAGGCACUCUCGGAGGCGUUCGCGAGUGAUGAGCGAAUUUACCUGGAGAAAAGUACGAACACUUGGCGAUAUGAGGAAACCGAUGGAACGGAGAUGGAAUACGACACUGUGAAGGGGAAAUGGUUCCCACUAUUGGGAGAGGAACUACUCCAGCAACAACAAGCUGCGUACUCUGUGGCAGGCGUCGAUGAAGAGGCCCCAGCAGCACCCGUCGCCGCGCGCGAAAACAAGAAGCGCAAGCAGCCUGAAGACUACACGUCCGCGACGCCCCAAGCGGGACCAUCCACCAAGCGCGGCAAACCUGAGAAAGAGCGCAAAUCGAAAAACACGGCGGUCUAUGUCAAGGGACUACCCUUGGACGCGGAGAUGGAUGAAAUCUUGGAACGCUUUUCGAAAUGCGGGGUGAUCGAAGAGGACGACCAGGGCGAACCUAAGGUGAAAAUGUACGCCAAAGACGAUGGCAGCUUCAGCGGAGAAGCUCUGGUGGUCUAUUUCAAGGAAGAUUCGGUGUUCCUGGCCGUCAGCAUCCUGGACGAUGCGGAACUCAGGAUCGGAGACGGAUCCACCGUCAUGCAGGUGGCCAAAGCAGACUUCGCCCACAAGGCCACGUCCAACGGCACAGCAUCUGCGCCUCGCAAAACAGUAGACAAGAAGAGAGCUACCCGACGGAUUGGUAAAAUGCAGAAGAAAUUGGAGGAAUGGGACGAAGAGGAUGGCUUUGGCCCAUCCAUGGCACCAGAAGACAACUCAAAGGCCGCAAACAAGAACAGCCGGGUUGUCGUCCUGAAGCACAUGUUUACGCUCAAAGGGUUGGAGGAUGAUGCAUCGCUGCUGCUUGAUCUCAAGGAGGACGUUCGGGAAGAGUGCUCUCUCUUGGGCGAAGUAACGAAUGUUGUUUUGUAUGAUAAAGAACCCGAGGGUGUAAUGACGGUGAAGUUUCGGGAUCCCCUUAGUGCUCAAGCUUGUGUGCUGAAAAUGAACGGACGUUUUUUCGACGGACUGAGGGUGGAGGCUUCUUUGUUCGAUGGCCAACAGCGGUUCCAGCGCAGUGGUACUGGCGAUGACAUUAUUGGCGACAGUGAUGAGGCAGAAAAAGCUCGGCUGGACAGUUUUGCGCAGUGGUUACUGUCGGAAGGCGAUUAG